ACAAUAGGCUUUGGUCCCACUCUAGAUUCGGUCGUGGUCUUGCACCUUCGGACAGCCAGUCAGGAUACACCGAGGACACGGCCAAGACGCGCGCGACUGGUUAGCACAUCUCAGGGACUAACUUCUUGAUCUCUCGUUGCUUGUGGAGGUAUCGAUUUAAAAACAUUUCGCGGACCAUAGACGAAUACUUAUCAUCAUUUGCACAGCUGAUUCGCGGAGGUAGGAGAUUUCUGCCUUGAGUUAACUGAUCAACUGAUCAACUGUAUGGAAUUUAGAGCAGCCUCUGGCAUUUCGGAAUCUUUUUUCAACGAGAACCACCGCAAGUCAAUUUUCUUUGACAGUUCUAGAUCAGCAGAACAUAGCUUGGAGCAAAAAGAGCAUACUGAUGACGUUGUGACAUUGAUCAGUGCAACAGAAGAUACCAGGCACUGAAACACUGCAUUUGCUCAAUGGGAGGUUGCCUUCCAUGGCACUUGUCACCCGCCAACAUUCCGAUAGAGGAUUUCCUCUUUCAACAAUCGAGGAGUCGAUGUGGGCACAACCAUAACAACAUUUCUCAACAGGCGACUGUCGUUAUUCGUUUCGACUUACUUGCUCACCCACAUUAAUUUCAUCAAGACCUGGGGCAAUUGUUUACUUACUGCUAUCUCAUCUGCAGGAGAAUCUUGACCUUUUAGGACAAGACUGGCGCUGAUUCGAAAGGCCUAUUCGAUGUCCUACUGAGGACGACACGGGUUGAACAUAUCAGGGUCCUCGAAUAACCUAAAAGUGCAACUGGGCUGCUGAAGAAUUCUAAUGCAACAAUUUUUUGUGUCUUUAAUUGUGUCUGCUUGGGCGAUAACCGGUGGUGAGGUUUGUAUUUUUGAGCUGCGAAUCCGGGAGGUUUGCCGUCUUCGUCAGAGACAGAAUGAAAGGAAGGAAGGACACUGCGAUGUCGUAUGGCGUGUUGGUGCUCCUCGCCGCUGCCUUCGUGGCAGAUGGCAUCAUCGAGCUGGGCCAAGGGAACUAUGAGGGUCAGGUUAUGCUGAUCGGAGGGAAAGAUGACAGCGAGGGAAACGUCGUCAUCUACCAUUUGUCUCAAUGGGGAAACAUUUGUGAUGACUAUUGGAAUAUUUGGGCCGGUCUUGUUGUCUGCCGACAGCUCGGUUUCCAAGGUGCGAAGAAUGUGACGACGCGGGGACAUUUCAAGACCAUAAUGGAGAGGAAAAUCUGGAUGGACAAUGUUGAAUGCAAGGGUGACGAGGAGCAUGUCAAAGACUGUCGGUUCAAUGGCUGGGGCCAACAUAACUGUGAUGCUACCGAGGCUGCAGGGGUGGUGUGCAAGAAGGAGAAGCCAGGGACUACGGCGGCUCCUACCGACACCUCGCUACAGAACGAUGCUCCUGUGAGGAAGGCUUUGAAGUACAAGAUCGUUGGUCUUGGCGGUGGCAGUGAGAAUUCCGAUGAUGGGUAUCUACUCGUGGACGUGAAUGGCCGAAAGGGGACGAUAUGUGCCGACCACUGGACGCUGAAGGAAGCCCAGGUUGCGUGCCAGCAACUAGGGAAGCAUUAUGCUUCUAUGGCGUAUAAGAGUAAUAUAUUCGGCGGAGGAGACGAGGAGAAGGUCUUAGCUGGUAUAACGUGCGAGGGUCACGAAAACAAGUUGAGUGAAUGUUUUCAUAAACAAGUUUUGGAUGAAGUGGAAUGUCCAAAAAAACGUCUCGUAGCAGGAGUCUCUUGUACAAAAGUUUUACCCGACCUCAUUCCCGACGCCGCAUUAAUAGAAACGACGACUUACAUCCAAGACCGACCUUUAUUCUACAUGGCGUGUGCUAUGGAGGAGGGGUGUGCGUCCAGGACAGCGUAUACGAUCAUGAAAACCUCCCCAAACUGGCAUUUACAUCGCCGACGGUUGCUCCGAUUCUCAGCCAACGUAUUCAACAAUGGAACCGCGGAUUUCCGCCCAGCCAUUCCAAAACAUCAAUGGGAAUGGCAUUCCUGCCAUAUGCAUUACCAUAGUAUGGAGGUGUUCGCAACGUAUGACCUUGUAGAUCACAUGGGUACCAGAGUAGCUGAAGGUCAUAAAGCCUCGUUUUGCUUAGAAGAUUCUGGUGGCUGCAAGAACGGUAAAAAACGGAGAUACUCCUGUCAGCAUUAUGGAGACCAAGGGAUCUCAGUAGGAUGCGGUGAUCUGUAUAAACAUAACAUUGAUUGUCAAUGGAUUGAUGUAUCUGAUGUCAGCACUGGGCGAUACACUCUAAAGGUGAGAGUCAAUCCUGAUAAUAAGGUUCCAGAGUUGAGUUAUGACAACAACUUGGUAACGUGUGACUUGUACUACCAAGGAUCGUAUGCCAAGGCUACUAACUGUAAGCAUGUUAAGCCGGAGUCAUAAGACGAGGGGAUGGGAUAUUUUCACUGGUAAUCCAGGAAAAAAGACUACAUUUCUAUUUGGAUAAGUACAGAGUGUCUGCUUGGUGGAUAAGACCAUUUGCACGCAAAGAAAGGAACAAUUCUAGAUAUGGUGGUGAAGAUAAAACAUUUUUCGGUGACAUUGUAGCAAUCGUGUUGUAGUUUCACCACGAUGUCAGUAAGAAAGUAGCAACACAGCAUCAGAUUGUAGGUGGCAUCUUUUGAUGUUCAAUUAGUGGAGUUAAAAUCUCCCGUGUACAAGUGAGACCUUGCAUUUUAGAAUGCAAACGACAUUCGGCGAGUGAACGCCCGCCCUCUGGUCUUUCUAUUGUCAAGGUAGGUUUAUAACAUCGGAAGUUCAGCCAGAGAUUCUUUUUCCGCCAACCCCAACACGCCUAAAUAAGUUUGGUUGGCAUUUGCAGAGCCAGGCUGGUGUCUCCAGGAGUUUAAUUGGCAUUUGCAGAGCCAGACUGAUGCGUCUAGGAGUUUGGUUGGCAUUUUCAGAGCCAGACUGAGGCGUCUAGGAGUUGGUUGGCAUUUGCAGAGCCAGGCUGGUGUCUCUAGGAGUUUGGUUGGCAUUUGCAGAGCCAGACUGAUGCCUCUAGGAGUUUGGUUGGCAUUUGCAGAGCCAGACUGAUGCCUCUAGGAGUUUGGUUGGCAUUUGCAGAGCCAGACUGAUGCCUCUAGGAGUUUGGUUGGCAUUUGCAGAGCCAGACUGAUGCCUCUAGGAGUUUGGUUGGCAUUUGCAGAGCCAGACUGGUGUCUCUAGGAGUUUGGUUGGCAUUUGCAGAGCCAGGCUGGUGUCUCUAGGAGUUUAAUUGGCAUUUGCAGAGCCAGACUGAUGCGUCUAGGAGUUUGGUUGGUAUUUGCAGAGCCAGACUGUCUGUAAAUCGUAUAUAUUAACAUCAAUUACAUGUAGGGUUAGAUCUUUUUCAUUUAUGCAUGUAUACAAUAUAAUUGAAAGAGCCUGCUGUAGUGUUAUAACACGAAGGCUUAUCCGUGAUAAUAGUACAUGAUGUACUCUUAAGUAAAACUCUAUAUAUGUAAAUUGUAGAAGUAAAAAGCAAUAAUUAAUAUACUAUAUACAUAUUCGUA
This is a messenger RNA of Lineus longissimus, 3483 nucleotides long. RefSeq names its product lysyl oxidase homolog 2-like. Gene Ontology annotation, molecular function: copper ion binding; protein-lysine 6-oxidase activity. Gene Ontology annotation, biological process: peptidyl-lysine oxidation. Lineage: Eukaryota; Metazoa; Nemertea; Pilidiophora; Heteronemertea; Lineidae. The record is from RefSeq and is a predicted model, not a curated record. The transcript is spliced from 9 exons. Bases 908 to 2371 code for a protein of 487 amino acids. Gene Ontology annotation, cellular component: membrane.